Olea europaea var. sylvestris is the source of this 1228-nucleotide messenger RNA. RefSeq names its product transcription repressor OFP15-like. The coding region runs from base 181 to 1005 and encodes 274 amino acids. Lineage: Eukaryota; Viridiplantae; Streptophyta; Magnoliopsida; Lamiales; Oleaceae. Gene Ontology annotation, biological process: negative regulation of DNA-templated transcription. The transcript has a single exon. The record is from RefSeq and is a predicted model, not a curated record.
UCUUUAGUUCUUAUUUCGAAAUAUAAUUAUGACCCCACCAACCUUCUCUUCGUCGUCCCAAUUCUUUCACUCUUUUCAAAUCUGCCAUUAAUUACCCUAUCGAAGCUUUAAGGCUUUUACAAUAAACGCGAAUUUCAAAUCAUAUUUCUCCUCAGUUCAAUGCCCACCCUACCUUAGAUAAUGGGCAAAAAACUUAAAUUUCCUUUUCUUUUCAAAGCCACCGAAACCACCGCCACCAGUUCUUCAUGGCCAUGGCCAACUUGUGUCAACAACCCAAAAACCCUUUCUUUCCGAGCCAACAACAAUGAGAUAUUCAAGACUAUGAAUUCUGCCUACCUCGACAAAACCGCAAUUGAAGAAAUUCUUGACACUCCGGAUUCAGCUUUUAGCAUUAGCAACUCUCAUGAUGAAAGUUUUUCAAUUGCAUCAAGAAAUGAUGAUUCGAAUAUCGAGAGGGUGAUUCGAGAUUUAAGAUCAGAUAGGUUGUUUUUUGAGCCUGCAGAGACUAGUUCAAUCCUGGAAGAAGCCAAAACUGAUGAAUCUUUUCCUUAUAAAGAAAGUGCAGUAAUGGCUAUGGAAUCCAGGGAUCCCUCUGUGGAUUUCAGAUUAUCAAUGGAGGAAAUGGUGGAGGCCUAUGGAUUGAAGAAUUGGGAAUUUCUUGAAGAACUUUUAACUUGCUAUUUGAGAGUUAAUUCCAAGAAAAAUCAUGGGUAUAUUGUUGGAGCUUUUGUUGAUUUAUUGGUUCAUCUUGAAUUCUUGGCCUCAAAUUCUUCAACUUCUUCCACAGACCAUGAGCACUGUUCUUCUUCUUCUGCUGCCACACAAUAUUCUUUCACUUCUCCUUUUUCAUUUUCUUCUUCUACUAAUUCAUUCACUAGUCCUUGUUUAUCUUCCUUGGAAAAUGAAGAUCAGAUCACCGAGAAAAAUGUUGGCACCUCUUCAUCUGAAUUAGUCAUUAUUCAGCACGCGUCCAGUUCAAACACAAUCUUGCCUCUAGAUGUUUGAUUGUUUGAAAAUUUUAAGGAAAAACUGUAGAGAAUUAGUUGAAGAUGACAGUUUUUUGAUUUUUGUUAUGAAAAUUACUGUUCCCAGAAAUUGAUAACAAUGUUUUUUUGCUCUAUCAGGAAAUUCUUUGUCUGUCUUGUGCUGAUUGCUAGAACACAUCUACUUCUUCCAUGCUUGAUACAGUUUUCUGAUUUAACAGUGCAAAAAUAAGUCACUGUAAUAA